Molecule: messenger RNA, 1407 nt
Organism: Penicillium argentinense
Lineage: Eukaryota; Fungi; Ascomycota; Eurotiomycetes; Eurotiales; Aspergillaceae
Exons: 3
Coding region: 1-1407 (468 amino acids)
Source: RefSeq, a predicted model, not a curated record
AUGACGGCCACUCCUCUUGUGCCGCAUUCUGUCCCCGAGGGCGCCAUCAAUGGCCAUCUGCGCUACCAUCCCAUCGCCAUGAAUCCCAACCCGCCUCCACAUCCGCAGAUGCCCCCUCCAGAUCAAAUGCAUACCCCGUCGUCGCUCGAGCAGAUUGAGGCCCGCCUGCGACAGCUCGAACACGAGGAAAUGACCCGGAUGGCCACCCGCAGCCAUAUUCUAGCGGCGCGCAAGCGAGAAGAUGAGGAUUUUCGUCGAUUGACGGAGAGUGCGGAGGCUGAAGAGGAAGAUCUCCGAAGAGAACGCAAGAGAAUCAAGCGCGAGUCGAUGGGCUUAGGGCCAAAUGCUGCUUCCGACUCGCCGCCGAUGCGUCCAACGCCGCCGCGCCGGCUGUCCGAGACCAGCGCGGCUACCACCUUGGCCUUUUUCAAGCAGCAAAGUCCCCCGGAGCCUCGCCAGGUGCCUCUUCCACCGCAGGCACCGCAGGCACCGCAGGCCCCGCCAGCACCGCAGGGAUCAGGGCCACCCCCAUCAAUGCCGCCGCCAGCCCAUUUACAUCCCCAACCUCACCCACCCCAUCAUGCCGCUCCGCCACCACCUCCAUCUCUCCAACACCAAUCUCAACACCAAUCCCAACUCCAACACCAAAUUGUCCCACACGACGCCAUAAACGCCGCAGGCUCCAUCCGCCGCAAGCAAAAAUACACCAUCAAGAACGUCGAAGCAUGGGGCGAGCGUCACGGCCGCCCCGCCGCACACGACCCCUCCGGCCGCGCCUUGUGGAAGCGGCCCUCGGACGGCAGCCUCGUCUACCUCACCUGUCCGAUCCCAGGAUGCGGGAAGAGUGACUUUGUCACCCUGCACGGCUUCAUGUGCCACCUGACAAAGAAGCACAAGGACCGCACGCUCGGCAGCCAGUCGCGGGCUCUGGAACUCUGCGGCAUCGUCUACGACCCUAACGCUCCUCUACCGCCUGUCACAGCCUCCAACCGCGGCUCAACAGAAGAUAGCCCGUCUGUCCCGGAUCGGGACGGUGAUGCCGAGGACCCAGAAAUGGAUUCCGAGUCGGAGGAGAUGGACGAGUCGCAGGAUGAGUACCGUAUCAAGACGGAGGUGACCGCCGACUCAGAGGGAACACAUACACCCCGUGAAGUACCCUCUCCACUCCCUAAACCGACUACCAACGGCUCUACAAAGCAAUCCAUCCACUCCAUUAUUGACCGCACCCCGGAAACUGAGCCUCGAGAAGCACUGACUUCCCUCCCGCCUUCCGAGCCUGCGUCGCAGGUCCCCACACCUCUGCCUGAACAGGCGGUUCCAGCGAAGCGCAAGUUCGAGUACACGCCCCCGGCUUCGGUCUCGGAGAAGGAGAAUACAGAGCCGAAGGAGGGGUCUGGUCCUGAAUAG